UAUAUAUAUAUAAUAUAUACAGAUAUAUAUAUAUAUAUAGUGCGCGUUUUUUUAUUUACGUAUACUCGCCUCCGGUUGAUAUAAGAAGAAAUCGCGCGCUCCCUCUCUUGACGCGAGUUUGGAAAACGCGCGCGUUUUCUCGAAAGCGAUCGUCGACAACUUCACGCCGCCGCGCGGUCGCUCGCGAUUUGUCCGUCGCGCUUCUGACGCGACACGCGACGCGUAUGUCAUCGCGCGCGCGGGAAAAAGAGGGAAGAAGAACGAAGAGGGAAAAGGGAGCUUCGAAGUGUCGGGGAAGCGGCGGCGCGCCUGAUGAACGUGGAGAUGAGAGGAAGAGUAGUGCUUCGCCGGUAGCUUCCUUACGCUCUUCCGUUCGGUCAAUAAUCAUUCAUCGGUCAGUGUCAGUUCUUGAUUGUAUUACGACGCGGUUUGCCGGAAUUUCCUCGCCCGGGCUUCAUCCUCACGCAGCAUCGACGUUCGAACUCUAAAGCCGGAGGAGAAUCCCUCAAUCUUUCUUCUUAUUUUUCGUUUCUCACUGGAAUUACUAAGGAAGACGCGAUCGAGAAAAGAAGAAAGCGAACACAAAAGAAGUGUGAAGACGGAAAAAGUACACAAGAAAGAGAGAAAAAGAGAAAAAAUAGGAGCAAAGAAUAGAAAGGAAAUGCUUCUAUUGUUAGAAUCAUAAAAAGGGCUAAACAAUAUUUUACAUUGUAAACUCUAGAUGUCAAAAUAACACAACGCGACGCAGGAGACCUGGUGCAUUGCAAACAUGAUAUUGUGUCUGACUAUUAAAUCAGACAGAAGCUGAAGAACAGAAGCUGCAAGUAUUUCGGUAUGCGGGAAAAAGGAAUAUAUCCUAAUAUCUCCAAGGAAGAAUUAGACAUCAAGAAAGAAACAGAGAAAGAAGAAAUAUUUUCCAGGGUCCAGGACUAAAGAAAACAGAAGCCCGAAACGACGAUUAAACCAAAAAUCUCAUGUUGCAGAGAAAAUAAACGGAUGAUCGUCCACUCACCGCAAGAGAUUCAAGAGCCUACUAAAUCACCAAAAAAUAUACCUAACCACCUGCUAAAUAUAAUAAUUGAAUUUAGUAUCGGAAACGUGUAAUCUCGAGGAAUUUUCUGGUGCGUUUCUCUUCCAAACAUAUUUUUAUCAUGAGACCAAUAUUAUGAAACACAUCAACCUAGAGCAACCAGAAUUUCCCUUAUACCUGCUUUUAUUUGGGAAAGUUGCUUCUUGUCGCAACAGUUGCGUGAAGUAAAAAAAAAAAAAAGAAAGAAAGAAAGAAAAAAGAUAUCCAUGACAAUCGGGUACAAUUAUUCGUCGCAAUAAACAACAGCGCUAGUCAGCUGUGGAACAAACAAGCCUUACGUACGGUCGAGGCACUCAGUACUACGGCUACGGUGAAAGUGCGAAUCGAAAGACAGGCGAGGGUGUUUGAGGGUGGCUUUGUGAGGAGUGAACACGAUAGCACCGCGAGCUGCGAGUCCUAAGGGGACGGAAGCCAUGGCGGCCUCUUCGUCCUCGUCGAGCGGUGGCGAGCAGCAGUACUCGCUUAGGUGGAACGACUUCCACCUCAGCAUUCUCAACUCAUUCCGGUGUCUGAGAGAGAAAGAAGACUUUGUCGACGUCACGCUUGCCUGCGACAGCUGCACCUUCACCGCGCACAAAGUCGUUCUUUCGGCCUGCAGCCCAUACUUCCGCGACUUGCUAAAGGCAAAUCCAUGUCAGCAUCCAAUUGUAAUCUUGAGGGACGUAGCAUCGUCGGACAUGGAGUCCUUGCUACGCUUCAUGUACAACGGAGAGGUGCACGUAGGUCAGGAGCAGCUGCCUGCCUUCUUGAAGACAGCGCAGAUGCUUCAGGUAAAAGGAUUGGCGGACGUUAAGAGCGGCGUUUCCAGUACGAAAAUUCCAUCGUCGUCGGCCGGCAACAACGGUAGCGCGCCUGCAACCCCACGUAAUUGGCAGGACAAUGGUAGAGGAGACCUCAAUGAAAGUGAUAUGAGUCCUCCGGAAAAGCGACCGAGAAGUUGCAGUCCGCCAUUGGACAACCACGUCGAACAGAAAUUGGAUCUGCAAGAAUCCUUGUUAGGUCAGGCUCUCGAAGGUGGACCCACGAUACACACGAUACCUACGAAUAAUAUACAGUCGACUGGGGAGGAUUCGAAUUCUAUGUCUGACAAUGAAGAAGACAUAUCGAAUAACGGCAGCAUCCUGAACACGGUGAAGACUGAACCGAGUGAUCUUCUAAACGACUCUAUAGAUCAUCAUCGCAACAGUUUUCCUGCGGCAUUAUUGGGCCUUCAAGGGAUGGGGCUGCCAGGUCCGUCAGGUAUGCAUCAAGUGGCGAAUCAGGACCCAAAUUAUGGAUCGGCGGUGCCGAAGAGGGAAGAAGCCGCGAUGACGGCCUCCGCCAGCGAAACCACACAGGCGGUGGAGAAUUUCGCGAGGCUCUACACGGCACUGCGCCACGACGACGCUAGGCCUCUGUGCCGUUACUGCGGCCGUAGCUACUCGUCGCCGAGCAACCUGAGGCAGCACGUGAAAAACGUCCACUCGAACUGGCCGCCACCGGACACGUGGCCGCAGUGCAACGUAUGCGGCAAACGGUGCAAGACCAAGCACUACCUGAUCAAUCAUCAGCUGCAGGCGCACGGGAUCCAUCAGCGGCCUAGUAUGAACAAUCCCGCGACCCAGCAGCAGCAACAGCAGCAUCAGUCGCCGUCCUCGUUGCCAUGAGUACGUUUGGUGUCCGAGAGUCGUCGGGACGCCAAGUUUUCGCCGAUUGCCGAGAGACUUUAGCCUCGAUGAUUGGAAAUCGCGACGAGUUUGGGGAUUCCCCGUUAUCGCGGCUGCCGCCGUUACUCGUCCGAAUAUUAUUUCGUCCAUUUCGAGGCUUCGCCAGAACUGACGGAACGCGAAGCUUUUGUAGGUGGUCGAUACAGGGCAGCGAGAGAAAUACGUGCAUUUCCGAUAAUGUUGUUAGGCGGCCGUUUGGGCAUUAGUCAGGGUUAAUGAUUGAUAUCCCCCAUCGCGGACACAAUGUUGCUUUUACAAUGCGAGGACCGAAUGUGCACAAUGGGUGGCUUUUGACGGAAAUUGCCUAUUCCGCUAUUUGAUUUAUAUAUGAUUUAACCGCAUUAAAUUGUGUUUUUUGUUAUGGACAAUUUUAUUUUUAUUUCUCCUUAUGUAGAAAUCGCGUAUUACAAAUGAUAACGUGCUGGAUGAAGCGUGAUGUAUUCAUUAGCGUCGUAGCUAGAUAUGAUUUAGCUCUGUGAUAUAACUUUGAGAUUGUGAUUCGACGUUGAUAGCAUUACAGUCGUAAUGAAAUCUUUUAUUUGAAAAAUGAGAUACAUUGAGAGGAACUGCGUGACGAAAAAGAACAAAACGAAUGUAAAAUUAUAAUUAUUAUUUCUAAUUAUGACAAAUGAAUCGAACGAGCUGCGUGUUUUGCAAUUUUAUGGACGGCAAAUUAAGUCCAUGCCCAAACGCAAUACAAAAAAAAAAAAAACGAUACGUACAUACUGAUUUUUUAUACGACAUGAGAAAACAAAUGAUUGAUCGUCUGAUGUCUCAACGUGACGCUCAAAAUCAAUUAAAUGUAACGAGAAAUGUAUACGAUAUCGAAUGAGUAUACGAAAGUUGAUCGAAUGCAUAAUUUUAAAUAAUACGAGAUAAUUACGUGAACGUAUAAUUAUAACUGAUCACGUGAUGGGAGAUUUAUUACAAAUCUGGCAUACUCGAUUGUUUGCAAAUUCAUCGACAAGCCUUGUUGAUAAAACACCUCGAACACCUCCGCUACCUUUCGCCGAAAAUCCAGAUACUCUUAUUUAGUGUAAAAGAUCUUCAAUCUCUGCAAAAUAUCCUAAUUUUCCCAUUUAAAAGAACAUGAUUAAAUGGCAAUGUCAAUUGUCCAUUUUCUUGCACGAUACAGACUCCUUCCAACCAUGUUUAUAAAAUAAUUAUAUCCCGUAAAAAAUCUUGACAUGCGCGCGAUAUAUCGCAUUUUUAUUUUUUGGUAGAAUUUUAUUUAAAUCGAGUUUAUUAUAUAAUCCGAUUAUCCUAGCUAUGUGUCAACAUCUGCCAUGCUCUUAAUUAUGUGAUAUAUCUAUUUGUUAUAAAUGUUUAUUACUAUAUACUGAAAGUAUGAAAGAUAUAACAUGUAUAUAUUUCAAUGAUCUUGAUGCGACUUUUAUGUUGAAGACUAUUUCACGUGAGAUAUUAUUUUCAAUACAUAUAUAACAACAAGUACUUAAAAAAAAAC
Nylanderia fulva is the source of this 4261-nucleotide messenger RNA. Its product is annotated as protein abrupt. Lineage: Eukaryota; Metazoa; Arthropoda; Insecta; Hymenoptera; Formicidae. The record is from RefSeq and is a predicted model, not a curated record. Gene Ontology annotation, molecular function: protein binding. Gene Ontology annotation, biological process: regulation of transcription by RNA polymerase II. Gene Ontology annotation, cellular component: nucleus.